Molecule: messenger RNA, 1219 nt
Organism: Cydia amplana
Lineage: Eukaryota; Metazoa; Arthropoda; Insecta; Lepidoptera; Tortricidae
Product: caspase-7-like
Exons: 8
Coding region: 1-1176 (391 amino acids)
Biological process (GO): proteolysis
Molecular function (GO): cysteine-type endopeptidase activity
Source: RefSeq, a predicted model, not a curated record
AUGGAGUAUGAGAAUGGAGCAUAUAAUGCAGCAGCAAUACAAGAAUGUUUAAGCUCAAUAGAAGAGCAGGUGAACCAGAAUAGGAGUCAGAAGGAAGAUAGUGCCGUGGAACCUAAUAAAGAUGUAAGUGAACACCGAAGCCUGCUGGUGCAAAGGGAGAUUGCACCUGGAGAGUUGGUAUAUGGGCAGGGGCUUCUUGGCCUGCCAGGGAUCAUUUGUGGCCUCCUUAGUCUUUGUGGCAAUAACAAUGAUGUCCUCGACAGAAAUGAAGAGUCUAUAAAUAAUAAUAAUGUAGAAGGAGCUUCACCCCCACCGUUGGUUGUUGCACCACUGGCAACCCCUGGAAACCUGCAGGUCAUUAAAAGCACCAGGUUCAUGGAUGAUUUAGGAAAAGCUAUAAAGCUGUACCGCACUCGCGGCAUGAAGCGAGGAGCGCUCGUUUUGUUCAGCUACUCCGAGUUCUCGACCGGGGAGAACUUCAGAGACAUUACUAGCGACAACGAGAUGGUGACGGAUCUGUUCAGGCAGAUCGGCUUCAACAUGGUCGCGCAACACGAAAACAAGACUAAACAGGAAACAUUGGACUUAAUAAAGGGCCUCAAGCUAGAAGGCUCCGAGUGUGUUUUCUUCGUGGUUUCGUCGCACGGGUACGGCCGGGACGGGAUGUGGGACACCGAGAUCCGCUGCACGGACGGCGGGCUGGUCUCUUCCCAUGAGGUCGUCGACCUUUUCAACAGUGAGAACCAGCCGACGCUGGACGGGGUACCUAAGGUGUUCAUAUUUCAGGCGUGCCGCGGUAAGAAGUUGCCGCCUGAGCUAGAGGGAGUGAUAACAGACGUCUCCAAUUUUGACGAGGACACCGAGGCACGUGCCUCCCGCCGCCGCGCGCGCAACUACUCCGAUAUACUCAUCGCACACUCCACGCUGCCAGGUUUCGUCUCACCCCGCAACGAGGGUGCCAACAAAGGCUCCUGGUACAAGCAAGCGCUAUGCUCCGUGUUCGCCGCGCACGCGCACGACCACCACGUGGUCGAGCUCUUCCAGCUGGUCGACGAGGCGCUCAAGCGACGUUGCCACGCCACCACAACCACCGUCGAGAGCUGGGGCUUCAACAAGCAUCUUUACCUGCAUCCUGGCUUGGUUGAAGACGCGAAUGGCAACCCUAAAACCCUGUAGUAGAGUUCAAAAGACCGGUCUUCUCAAGCGACGUUGCCACGCC